Ylistrum balloti is the source of this 1167-nucleotide messenger RNA. RefSeq lists its product as uncharacterized. The transcript has a single exon. The record is from RefSeq and is a predicted model, not a curated record. The coding region runs from base 1 to 1167 and encodes 388 amino acids. Lineage: Eukaryota; Metazoa; Mollusca; Bivalvia; Pectinida; Pectinidae.
AUGGCGUCAGCUACUGUGGUGAAUCACUUCACCACACCUCGUACCAAUUCUAUGUCCAGUGCACGACUGACCAACACACCAAUUACAAACACAUUACCACUAUCUCGUAUGACUAAUCGUACAAGUAGCAUGAUGGACAUCGUCAAUGUUGACGAUGACAUCACUCACACUGUUGCAAACCUUUUAGAUGUGAACAGAGAUAUAGAAGACUAUGAGGAACUUGUGGAAAAUGUGGGCAAGACACUCCAGGCCGAACGUAAUCUUUGGAAACAACGACUGAAUGCAGCAAUGCAGGAAAUUGACCGACAGCAUAAAAUCAUUCUCAGCCAUGGUGCCAUGAUGCAAGAACUGCAAUCACUACUAUAUAUUGAACCUCCCAAGAACUCUAAACCAGAGCAGAUUCUUGAGGAUGAAGUAUUAGAGGACACACAGUCAUCAGACGCUGUGAUGCAAGACCUUAAGUCCAAGAUAAAACAUUUAAAACAGUUGGCAGGUGUCACUGAUGAUAUACUACCAAAGGAUCCAAAGGACAAAAUGGCCAAGUACUCUGAACUGGAUUUCAAAUAUUUGAAAAAUGCAAUUGCUAACCUCCAUUGGGAGAAAGACUCACUUCAAUCUAAGAUUGAUGAAAGAGACAAUGAGAUAUUGUGGCUAAAAGGUGAACUCCAAAACACCACGGCACAGCUGACCAAAAUGCAGGAUAUUGUAACUUCAUACAAUGCUUCUCAUGCAGGAAUUGGCUUCCAUUUAGAAAAUAUGGAAAGUGAUGAUGUGUCGGAAAUAGAAAAAUCUUCACGUCAAACCUCCAAGCAACAGACUUCAAAAUGUACACCAAGCACCAAGGAAAGGCGAUAUGUUGAAGGAGAUCAAAUCUUGUCUUAUCCUGUCGGCAAAGAAGAAGUAGCUUUCUGGAAGACAAGAUUAAAGGCCAAUGUUUACUCAAACAAGGGAGGUAACUCUAGAACAGGUGUGGCUCAAUGUCUUCGUUGUAACCGGCUUUUCAAACCAUCUGAUAACAACAGUAAAGCAUGCAUGUUUCACAGCAAAGGGAGAGAAAUCAAAGAGAUUUAUGGUGAUAAUGGCAAAAUACUUAACGUGAACUAUAAGUGGGCAUGUUGUAAAAAGGGUCUGGAGAGUAAAGGUUGCAGUCAUGGUUUCCAUAUAUAA